UGACAGGUUGUCCAGCUUCUUACAGCUAUCUUCCCUCAAAAACAUAAAGUUAACUUUUAUUUUCUGACUGAUGGAGUUAAUUAUUUGAAGUUAUUUCAGUGCCAAAGAACCUGAAGAAGCACCAUCACUUUGGUUACUUUAAUCUCUUACUUAGGAAUCAUUGUCACUGUGCCAGAGUGCCAGAGUUGGAUUUCAACAUCUGGAGGAAUUAGAAAAGCAUGCAAGACAAUACUUCUGAAUCUUCAACGUCAAUAACUCAACUUCUGAGAGAGAGCUAUUUAGCUGAAAACAGCCAUCAAGGUAAUAGUGAAAGGAGUAGAUCAGAAUCUUCUCUGCAUUCUGUCCAUUCUGGGAGUACUUCCAGGGCUUCUGAUGAGGUAACUGGCCAGGAUGAACUUCCAGAUCUUUCUGCCUUUUUGAGCCAAGAAGAGCUAGAUGAGAGCGUGAAUUUGGCCAGACAAGCUAUCAAUCAAGAACCACCUGAGAACAGCCAAGAAGAAGAGCAGCAGAUCCACGUGUUCUUACCCUCCGAGUUGAAAAACUCUGAAAAUAUUAUUUCAAAGAAGAAGCAGUUCCCAUCUACGGCUUCACCAACUUCAGGCAACCAUCCAAAGAAGCAGCAGCCAUUUGGAUCAGAGACAGAAUCGAAGAAAGAGUUGCUCAACAAGGCUGCCGAUUUUAUUGAGGAGCUUUCUUCUCUUUUCAAAGCACACAGUUCAAAAAAAAUCAGGCCCAGGACAUGCAAAAACUACAGGAGCAAACUUGACUCUAAACACAAGGCCAACCAAGACAAUUCAUCUGAAAACAGGGAAAGGCCUUGUGUUCCAAUAUCUCAAGAAUCAGAUCAAAUCCAGCCUUCACUGGAAAAUCCAGCUUAUCCUCAACAGGCAGAUGUGGAAGUGGUCCAUACAUUAGAAAAUCCAGAAUUAAGCACAGAUACAUCAGUUGCACCUUUUUAUUCUGAGGAGCCAAUAGGUCAACCGCCACAUUUUACUCAGAAACUGAAAAGCAGAGAAGUCUCUGAAGGAACCAAAGUGCAGUUGGACUGCAUUGUAGUAGGAAUACCAACACCUGAAAUCAGGUGGUAUUGUGAAGGGAAAGAGCUUGAAAAUUCACCAUAUAUUCAGAUCAUCCAAUCUGGAGAGUUGCAUUCACUAAUUAUUGUUGAAGCUUUUGAGGAAGACACUGGGCGCUAUUCCUGCUUUGCAUCCAACAUCUAUGGGACAGACUCAACAUCUGCAGAGAUUUAUGUAGAAGGGGCCUCGUCUUCAGAAUCUGAAAGUGACAACAGCAAAGAAGAAAUGGAUCGGUACCAAAACCAGACUAAGACCUCACCCGCUGCACCUCCUCCUGCUCCCCUUCCUCCUGCUCCUCUUCUUGCUAAUUCUUCUGCAACCCAUCAAGAAGCCAUUCAACCACAACCUUUGAUGAAACAUCCUGUCUCAGUUCCUGUGUAUCAGAAUCAGAGCCCUACUAAUUAUUUACAAGGACUGGACGGAAGACCCCUAAUAGCAGCUCCUGUGUUCACCAAGAUGCUACAAAAUAUAUCCGCCUCUGAGGGUCAGCUGGUCGUGUUUGAAUGUCGGGUAAAAGGAGCUCCUUCUCCAAAAGUGGAGUGGUACAGAGAAGGCACAUUGAUAGAAGAUUCUCCAGACUUUAGAAUAUUACAGAAAAAACCUCGCUCCAUGGCUGAGCCAGAGGAGAUCUGCACUUUGGUCAUCGCUGAAGUCUUUUCAGAAGAUUCGGGAAGUUUUACAUGCACGGCGAGCAAUAAAUAUGGGACCGUCUCCAGCUCAGCUCAUCUAAUUGUUAAAGGGCCUGUGGACCAGACAAGUAAUGCUGCUCUUCAUACCAUAAGUUCUCUCAAUUUAGUGGCUUCUGAACACCAGCCUUCAGCGUCUACCCCUUCAUUUUCAUUGGUGGAUAACCCUCCAAAACCUAAAUUGGAAAGUGUUCUGGUAAAUCACAAUGAGCCCCGGUCAAGUUCCAAAAUUGGCCUUCGUGUGCACUUUAAACUCCCUGAAGAUGAGAAGGGAAGUGAAACAUCAUCAGAAGAUGGAAGCGGACUUAAAAAUCAAGCCAGACCAAACAGUUUUCCAAAUAAAAUCAAUGGACAGGCUUUUAAGCUUCAGGAGCCCUCUUCACCCUCCAAAGAGCCACCACCUCUCCUGGCUAAACCUAAACUGGAUGCCACCCAGUUAAAACAACUACACAAUCAGGUGUUGUUUGAGCAACAGCAAAUCCAUCAACCAUCUCACCCAGUUCCACCAGAGUCAUUAUUCAAUACUGGCCCAGGAAAAUCUGCUACUUUGCCCAUUCAGCAUCAGCACCAGAAGCAACCUGCAUCAGCUACACACAAGCAGAACAAGGUUCCUUCUACACAGACGUUCACAUAUACCCGACCUAAACAGUUCCUGGCAUCUCAAAACACCUCAGCAGCUAGUAGCCCUUCUAGCUCCUCUGUGUCUUCUUUCAGCAACGUACCUCAAGGAACCCAGAAAACAACGAAGAAGGAAAACCUCUUAGUAUCUCCUCCACCCGCCCAAUCGAGAUCUCCAGGAAGGUUGACAAACCAAAUGGAGCAGCUUCUUCCAAGUCCCAGAGAACAUGUGUUGCCACCACUUCUGCUCUCUGUGUCUAACAUGAAUCAGUUCCAGCCCCAAAAUGUGCUUCCUACACCUCUGUCUCCUACUGGUCGGAUUCAGAAUCCCGUAGCUUUCCUGAGUGCUGUUCUACCUGCGCUUCCUUCUACACCCCCAACAAAUGCCAUGGGUCUGCCUAAAUGUGCACCUGCUAUGGGAAGCCAUGGAAUGCUGAAGAAAAAUCUCAACCCUUUGCAGUCAUCAACAGAGGAUGCCAUGAAAGAUCACAAAGCCGCCGUUAUGAAAGGUUUAGAGAAACGGCUGCAUUUAUGGAAUGACGAAUCUUUCCACAGUCAACAGAAAACAGCCUAUGAUGAAAAUCUGGCUCACGGGCUACAGGGACCCAGCCCUCAUUCCCCAACUUUCAACUUUACCGCUGAGGAAGUAUCCCAGGAAUAUAAAAUUUCCAAUUUUGAGCAGAGAUUAAUGAAUGAAAUAGAGUUUCGGCUUGAACGUACUCCCGUGGAUGAAUCAGAUGAUGAGAUCCAACAUGAUGAGAUCCCUACCGGCAAAUGCAUUGCUCCAAUUUUUGACAAGAGACUCAAGCAUUUCCGUGUCCCGGAAGGAUAUCCAGCUACAUUCACUUGCAAAAUUGUUGGAAUCCCCGUACCCAAGGUAUACUGGUUUAAGGAUGGCAAACAAAUUUCGAAGAAGAAUGGACAUUUCAAAAUGAUUCGAGAUGAGGAUGGCACUUGUUCUUUACAUAUUGAAGCUACUACAAACGAUGAUGAUGGAAACUAUACAUUCAUGGCUGCAAAUCCUCAGGGAAGAAUCAGCUGCUCUGGUCGUUUGAUGGUUCAGACUCCUACACUACGGAGUAGAUUAUCAACACCUAUCCAGUCUCACAGGGGAAGGUCCCGUGUAUCAGAAAGAGAUCGGGAACCUCUGCAGGAACGUUUUUUCCGGCCAUAUUUCCUGCAGGCACCUGGGGACAUGGUAGCCCAUGAAGGCCGGCUUUGCAGACUCGAUUGCAAGGUAAGUGGCUUACCACCACCAGAACUGAUGUGGCUUCGGAAUGGCAAGCCUGUAUUACCAGAUGUCACUCACAAAAUGCUGGUCAGAGAAAAUGGAGUACAUUCUUUACUUAUUGAUCCUCUCAGACAAAAUGAUGCUGGAAUCUACACCUGCGUAGCCACCAACAAAACAGGACAAAAUUCCUUCAGCUUGGAACUGUCUGUUGUAGAAAAGGAAGUUAAAAAAGCCCCAGUGAUACUAGAGAGACUACAGAACUGUGGGGUGCCAGAAGGACAUCCUGUCCGAUUAGAAUGUAGAGUAAUUGGAAUGCCACCCCCAAUAUUUUUCUGGAAGAAGGACAAUGAAACCAUACCUCCCCACAGGGAGAGGAUGAGUAUGCACCAAGAUGCUACAGGAUAUGUUUGCCUUUUGAUUCAGCCUGCCAAAAAAGUAGAUGCUGGUUGGUACACUUUGUCUGCGAAAAAUGAAGCCGGUAUUGUCUCUUGCACUGCUAGACUUGACAUAUACGCUCAGUGGCAUCACCAGAUAUCUCAGCCAAUCAAGUUUCGCUCAAGCAGCACACGGUAUGCACACCUCAUGGGACAAGGACUCGACAUUUUCUCUGCUUUCUCCGCUGUUGAGAAUCCAGCACGCUUUUCAUCUCCUUCCCAGCCUGUGGUAGAAAGUGAAGAACUGUAAGAAAAAAAAGGUUCAAAUUCUCCCUGAAAGUAAAGAAAUACUAGAACUGUGAAAAGGAACGGAAGGAGACAUGCUGAAACGUUGAAGGUUUACAGCUAAUAUAAUUGAUAAACGGUAAAGAUAUUGAGAGCCAAGAUUUCGAUGUGGCAUCAUACCAUGCAGCUGUUGUGGUAUAGAAUAUACUGCAACAAAUUUUGUGCUGUAUUACUUUCGUUCCACGGGUUAUGAAGAAAAGUGACCUUGUUUUCAGCUGUUAAAAAAGUUAAAAAAAAGAUGUGCCCAUUUUCCUGCUAAGAUUUUACGGCAGUUAAACAGGCACUUGGUUAAGAUUUGGAUAGCUGUCUGAAAGGUACCAAGAAGGACAUUUACAGUGAUGGUAAUCAUUCUGAGGAAGGAGAAACCAAAUACAGGGGCAUCUGGAAAGGGAAAGAGGCUCGAAAAAGUCAAGAUGGCAGUUUCCACCACUCUUCCAUGACACCAUCUUACUUUUUGGAUCCCCUACAUACACCCCUAAAUCCCUGGUUUUGAAUACAGUAUUGGCUGGUAGUCACAAAACACAGAUCCAAUACAAAAAAAAUAAAUAAAACUGUGACUGAUCAGUUUGCUAAGAAUUCAUACAAAUGAAAUAAUUAGCCAACCCAAAACUAGAUAAGUGUAACAUUUCAGAUAGAAACUGCUUCUAAACAAUAGAAAUUUUUUAAAGUGUGACUCUUAUACUCAUGAAUCUUGCACCCAAAGAGGGCUCUUAAUAUUAGUGUUAAGGUGCCCUGUUGUUAGGCUGCAGGCAUACGCUUACCUUAAAGUAAGUCCACUCAACUAUAAGAGCCUUACUUCUGAGGAAUAUGUAUAGGAUCAUACUGCAAUUAGCUAUAAAACAGCUUAUGUACCACAAAGCCCAUAUUAUAGUCAUCCCACAAGCUCCCAAUGGUAUAUACAUUUUGAAGCAUGCUUAUUUUUUUUUCCAUAUUUAGAAAUCAAUAUUUGAACAAAAACAAAAAUGCCUUGCAUGUUGUUUUUGUUUCUUUGGUCUUUAGAUAGGAUUUUUUCCUAUCUUCAGAAUUCUACAUAACUUGCAUAUAUACAUACCUAUUAUCAAAAUGGAUUAGGAUAUUCCCUUUAAAUUAUAGCCUUCUUGCAGACAUGGUUGGGUCUAGAUAAUUGCAUUUUUUUCCUUGGAAAUAAUCCUAUUCCUUUACAACAACCUCACCUCUAUUUUUCCCCAUUUUGAGCAUCCAGAGGUCGCUGUACCGAGAAUAAAAUUCUUCCAUAGAUGACACUAAUUAAACAAAAAGGAAUUAUCAUUUAGUCCAAACUUAACAAUCAAACUUCAUUCACCUUGGAUAUUGAUUGACCUCCCAUAUUUAAAACAAAUAAUUCAAAGAGGCCAUAAAGCAAAGAGAUUUUGUUAGCACAUGAUAUAAAUCAGUACAUGCAAUUAACCAGUUUUAUUGCAUUCUGCUUUUAGUCAAUAUUCUAAAUGAAAACCCAUUAAAGUUUGAAAUGCAUAUUAGCAUUGUUAUGCUUAAACUACAACUCAGAUAUACGAUGCUAAUUUCACUGUGAAAGAAUACAUUUAUUUCUAUCAGACUUGCCAAAGAACUUUAUAAUACUGGGUAUUAUUAGCAGUGAAUAGUUAUUGGCUAUAUAUUUUAAACAAAGUCUCAAUUCUCUGAAAAACUACAACUAAAUUGAAAUCCAGCUCAGGAUUAAAAUAUUUUGAACUUUGCACUAGUACUAGGAAUUCACUGGCAUUAAUUACGGCAUUUUAUAAUCCAAUCCUUCCACAAUAGCCAAACCUAUUUUCUUUUUGGGAGUGUUUCUGGGUGAGACAGAAAAGGAGAUUUUCUAGGAAACUGUAGUCACCAUACAUUCAGAAAGGGGAAACCUGGUUUAAAUAGUUUUUCUCACUAGUGUCUUCCAUGUGUUUGGGCUACAGCAUGCUGAAAUUUAUAAUCCUCAAGUAGCUGGAGAAUUCCAGUUUGGAGAAAUCAUCAUAUGAGGUAUUAUGUGCCUUAAAAAGAAAUUUGAAUUAAGAGCAGUGACCUCAUCAAAAUAAUACAAGUAGACUUCAACAAAUGACCACACAUGGGACCAGUACAUCUGUUGCUAAGUGAUGCUGUCAUUAAAUAAGUCAACCCUGAUUUUAUGACCUUUUUGCCACAGUUGUUAAGUGAAUCACAAUUGUCAUUAAGCAAAUACAGCUUUUCCCAUUGACUUUGGUUGUUGGAAGCCCCCUGCGAAGUCACAAAUGGCAUUUACAUGACAUCAAGAUGCUGCAACUGGCAUAAAUUCUUGCCGGUUACCAAAUGCCCAAACUUUCAUUACAUGUCCCCAGGAACAACUGUGAUGAUCGUAAGUGCAAGGGCUGCCAUAAGACAAUUUUUUCAGCACCAUCAUAAUUUUGAAUGGUCAUGAAGCACGUGGUCAUAGGUCGAGGACUACUUGUAUGAGAUUUCCGAUAAUUGUUGACCCUGGGAAUAAUAUUUCCGUGACUUCUGUCAUUUCUUCCUAAUUAUCAGAGGUUAGUGUCUUGUUCCUAAGAAGACCUAGUGCCCAGGAAAGCAUCUUCUCUGCUUUGUUAUAAAUGAAGCCGGAAUCUAAAUCUCUAUUACUCAACCUUGGCAAUUUGAAGAGGUGUGCAUGUCAAUUUCCAGAAUUCGAUAACCAGCAUGCUGGCUGGGGAAUUCUGGGAGUUGACAUCCACCCCUCUUCAAGUUGCCAAGGUUGAGUAAUACAGCUCUAAAUUAAAGUGUGAUUGCCAUGAGAUCAAACUGUUUCAUUAAAAUCCCAAAUACUCUUAUAGAGGCAACUGAAUCUUCCCAACUGAGCAGAACAUGAGAAGGUCCUUCUAAAUUUUGAUCAAGAGAACAGUACCUUCUUCCAAACAGGGUUGUAAAAUCACUUUGGACAGUUCAUAUUAUAAAGAAAAAUUGAAGACAUCCCUUAAGUAUUAAAAGAAAUGCUGUUCUUGUAUCCAGGUAGCUUAAACAGAAAUAUGAUGGCAGAGGAAAUAGAAAGCAUUAUGUGACAACAAUAAUGUAUCUCAGCAGCAUAGGGAUUCACUGAAGUCAUGCAACUUCCCAAAAUUUUGUAAAAAAUAGUCUACUUUCAUAUGGAAAAUGUUCCAGGAGAAAAAUUGAGUAUGCCUGAAGAAUCAGAUAUAAAUGAAUGAAUAUCACUGAUUAGGUAAAUGUAAUUGUCAUGUAUUGAUGUACAUUUGUGAAAACGUAUGUAUCAGUGGUGAAAUUCAAUUUUUUUUACUACCGGUUCUGUGGGCGUGGCUUGGUGGGCGUGGCUUGGUGGGCAUGGCAGGAGAAAGAUACUGCAAAAUUCCCAUUCCCUCCCCACUCCUGGGAGACGGAUAUUGCAAAAUCUCCAUUUCCACCCCACUCUGGAACCAGCCAGAGGUGGUAUUUGCCAGUUCUCCAAACUACUGAAAAUUUCCGCUUCCGGUUCUCUGAACUACUGAAAAUUUCCACUACCGGUUCUCCAGAACCUGUCAGAACCUGCUGGAUUUCACCCCUGAUAUAUAUCUCCUGUAGUACAGGGAAUAUGUGUGUGUGCUUUCAAAUUUAAUGACUGAAACUAUUCAGAAAAACAUGGACAUUUACCCAAUAGCAAUUCCUUGCCAUUUGAUCAGUGCUGGACCCAGUGCAAUUUAAUCAAGACAAACUUUAAUUCAGUAGCUUAUUUGGCAUAUAGAAAGUAGCCCUUCCUUGAUAUGUGUAACUGAUAUCAAAUCAACUGAGUGGGUAGAUUUAUGUGGAAAAAAAGGCCAUUGUGGCUAUUGAAUAUUGCUGAAAGACAACAUCUUUCAGAAUUUCCAGACUUUUCUUCUUGCAGAAGACAGUUUCAUUUCUCUUUUUUAUUUAUUUCAUAAACUAGAACGUAAACUUUGCACUAGAAACAAGUUCUUUCGUUUUAUGCAGCCAAAGUCAUUCCUACAAAUUUCCACAAGGAAAGAAAGCUCAUGGAAGCGAAAUAAAUCUAUUUUCUUUUGAAAUCCUUGCUGACUUAAUAAAGAUGCUGAGUGUGCUUCCAAACCAGGGAAGCUAGAAUAAAUGGGCAUCAACCCCUGGAAGAAUAUUCACUAUCAUAAUCAAAUCAUCUCUUUCAUAAGCCAUUCAGUCUGCUUCAAAGAGCUGGAGCGCUAUAGAACAGGAUGAAGGAGAAAGAGGAGGCAGAGACAAGAAAUACAUGGGUUGAAUGAAAGUGCAUUCAGGAUUGGAUGGCGCCCAAUAGCUUCUACAAAACGGUGUUUCUCAACCAUGGUAACUUUAAGACAGAUGGACUUCAACUCCCAGAGUUCCUCAACCAGUCAUGCUAGAUGGGGAAUUCUAGGACUUGAAGUCUACACGUCUUAAAGUUGUGAAAACCUGCUGAAGAGCAUGUCCACAUUUAUUUUAUUUAUUUAUUUUAUUUAUUAUUCAUAUUUCUAUGCCGCCCACUCUCCGAGGACUCUGAGUGGCUUACACCAAAGACAGUAUACUAAAUAGCAUAUUGCCCCCAACAAUCUGGAUCCUCAUUUUACCCACCUCGGAAGGAUGGAAGGCUGUGUCAACCUUGAGUCGGUGAGAUUUGAUCCGCUGAUCUGCUGAACUAGCAGUCAGCUGAAGUAGCUGCAGUACUGCACUCUAACCACUGCACCACCUCGGCUCAUUCUUCUAUUAAUAUAUUUAUUGGGAUUCUGGUUUCUUUUCUGAACCUGCUAAAUUCCAAUAAAAGAUUAGAGAAUCCAAAGGACUCUAAAAACAACUGUUUUGCAUAAGAGGAUACUACAAAGCAAAGAAAAUGCUUUUGUGUUUUGAGAUUAUUUCACAUGCAGUAUACCAGCCCCGAACUUUAGAUAUCCUUUUUCAGUGAAACCAUGCAGUAUCGCUGUGAAAGCACAACUUCAGAAAUGUAACAAGGAGGAUAUUCUGUGGAAAUAUUAGUGAAAAUUUGAAAAAUGGAUUCACCACAAAUAAUACUGGGCAGUCACUUGGAAUCUUCAUGGUUCUCAUAUAAGUCAGCAAAGCACAAAUAUAAAUGAUAGCACCAUUGUCUUCCUAUUUCUGAUGUAAAAAUAUUUUUUUUUUAAAAAAAUAGAUCAAUUGAUCCACUGCUUUGUUGUAAACUCUUGAUUUGUGUCAUAGAAAGGCACAGUAUAAUAUAUAUAGGGAACUGUUGUAAAAUUCACAGCAAACACUGUUCUGUGGGGAAAAAAUGACUUCACCUACCCACUUUAAUCAAUAUCUGAAUUAAUAUAGCAGGAAAAUCAAAUGAAACUUCCUACCUGUUAAAUGAAGUAUGUAUUGCACAACUCAAUGGCCUUACAUUCUACCCAUAUGACGUUGUUAUUUUUCCAUUAAAAUGGGUUUUUAAUCCUAGUAAUAUAUAAGGUACAUAUCUUUGAUGGAAAGAGGGAUGGGAAUGAACGGUAUGUUCUAAAGUAUAUUUUAAAUGCAUAUAAAGAAAAAUGCCAAACUGUUCAGCAAAUGUGUUUUUCCUCAUCCAUUGAAUAAAUGCUUCAGAGUCGCAUUAUACAA
Molecule: messenger RNA, 9823 nt
Organism: Pantherophis guttatus
Lineage: Eukaryota; Metazoa; Chordata; Lepidosauria; Squamata; Colubridae
Gene: MYPN
Product: myopalladin
Source: RefSeq, a predicted model, not a curated record